AUGGCUGAGAUGGCUGAGGCGAAGCUGCUGUUAUUAAUUUUCCUAUCCUUCUCUCUCCUUGUCCCGCAGGCGCUCUCCGUCGUGCCCGAGGAGUGCACCGCCGAAUCCGACGACUGCAUCAACAAGGCCAAGGCACUCCCCCUCAAGAUCAUCGCCAUCGUCUCCAUCCUCGUCACGAGUCUGAUCGGUGUCUGCUCCCUACUCUUCACCCGCUCGGUCCAGGCCCUCAACCCUGACCGCGACCUCUUCGUCAUCAUCAAGUGCUUCGCGGCAGGCAUCAUCCUCGCCACCGGGUUCAUGCACGUGUCGCCCGACUCCUUCGACAUGCUGACGUUACAGUUCUCCCCGUGCUUGAAGGAGAACCUUUGGCACAAGUUCCCAUUCACCGGGUUCGUUGCUAUGCUGAGCGCCAUCGUGACGCUGAUGGUGGACUCGAUGGCGACGAGCAUGUAUAGCCAAAAGAACAACGUUGGCGUCAUUCCCGAAAGCGAGACCAUUGACGGUGACCGGGAGAUGGGCGUCGUGACCGCGGCGCAUUUGCAUAGCCACGGCCACGGCCGCCGCCACCACCACCACCACCACGGAGCGGCAGGAAAGGUGGAGGCCACGAGUUCUUGGUUGCUUCGGUACAGGGUCGUUGCAAUGGUGCUGGAGCUAGGAAUAGUGGUACACUCGGUGGUGAUAGGGCUUGGAUUGGGAGCCUCAAGCAAUGUGUGCACCAUCAGAGGCCUUGUGGCUGCUCUUUGCUUCCAUCAAAUGUCUGAAGGCAUGGGUCUUGGUGGCUGCAUUCUUCAGGCAGAGUACAGGUGGUUGAAGAAGCUGGUAAUGGUGUUCUUCUUCUCGGUGACGACCCCGUUUGGGAUCGCUCUAUCGAGCACCUACCAGGAGAACAGCCCGAGCUCGCUCAUCACGGUCGGCCUGCUCAACGCGUCGUCCGCAGGGCUCCUGAUCUACAUGGCCCUUGUCGACCUCCUCGCCGCCGACUUCAUGGGUCCAAAGCUGCAGCGCAGCAUCAAGCUCCAGAUCAAGUCCUAUGCUGCCGUGCUGCUGGGUGCUGGUGGCAUGUCUCUCAUGGCCAAAUGGGCCUGA
Molecule: messenger RNA, 1089 nt
Organism: Syzygium oleosum
Lineage: Eukaryota; Viridiplantae; Streptophyta; Magnoliopsida; Myrtales; Myrtaceae
Product: fe(2+) transport protein 1-like
Exons: 5
Coding region: 1-1089 (362 amino acids)
Biological process (GO): zinc ion transmembrane transport
Cellular component (GO): plasma membrane
Molecular function (GO): zinc ion transmembrane transporter activity
Source: RefSeq, a predicted model, not a curated record